Messenger RNA from Drosophila ficusphila, 2822 nucleotides. It is a transcript of the gene Arp2, whose product is annotated as actin-related protein 2. Gene Ontology annotation, biological process: Arp2/3 complex-mediated actin nucleation. The transcript has 7 exons. Gene Ontology annotation, cellular component: actin cortical patch; Arp2/3 protein complex. NCBI's taxonomy places the organism in Eukaryota, Metazoa, Arthropoda, Insecta, Diptera, Drosophilidae. Gene Ontology annotation, molecular function: actin filament binding. Bases 372 to 1571 code for a protein of 399 amino acids. The record is from RefSeq and is a predicted model, not a curated record.
AGUGUAUGAGUGCGCGGCGGGUGUCCAUGUGUGCGUGUGUGUACGAGGAGAAGUGGAAAGUGUGUGAUGUGCAGUCGCUCUCCGGGCGACCAAAAAAAUCAUUCAACUGUAGUUUUUAAUGAACGGCUGAGCCAGCGAGCAGGAAACGCGAUCGCUCCACCCCCCCCGCCAAUCUCAGUCAGUCUAAAGUAUCUGUUGUUGUUUUUAUCAAGGAGAGGCGCCGGAACCGAAAAAAAGAAACCAACACCCACAAAGGCAACCAAGUCGCGUCAUCAGUGGAAGUGGAGAGGCAACACAACACAAUAACAGCAGUAGAGCAGCAGCAGCAGCAGUAGCAGUGGUUUUCCAGCUCCAGUCAGAGUCCUUAAAACAUGGACAGUAAGGGUCGCAAUGUCAUCGUCUGUGAUAACGGCACUGGGUUCGUCAAGUGCGGAUAUGCCGGCAGCAAUUUCCCAACCUUCAUUUUCCCCUCGAUGGUGGGACGACCCAUGAUCCGGGCGGUGAACAAAAUCGGCGACAUCGAAGUGAAGGAUUUACAUGUCGAUGAUCUAAUGGUCGGCGACGAGGCAUCGCAGUUGCGGUCUCUGCUGGAGGUCUCCUAUCCGAUGGAGAACGGCGUGGUGCGCAACUGGGACGACAUGUGCCACGUGUGGGACUACACGUUCGGCCCAAAGAAAAUGGACAUCGAUCCCAAGAACACAAAGAUCCUGCUGACAGAGCCACCCAUGAAUCCCACAAAGAACCGCGAGAAAAUGAUCGAGGUGAUGUUCGAGAAGUACGGCUUCGAUUCCACAUACAUUGCCAUCCAGGCUGUGCUGACGCUAUAUGCCCAGGGUCUGAUAUCGGGCGUGGUGAUCGAUUCGGGCGAUGGUGUAACGCAUAUAUGUCCUGUCUACGAGGAGUUUGCCUUGCCCCAUCUGACGCGGAGACUGGACAUCGCUGGCCGGGACAUCACCCGCUACUUGAUAAAGUUACUGCUACUGCGUGGCUAUGCUUUCAAUCAUUCCGCUGACUUCGAAACGGUGCGCAUCAUGAAGGAGAAGCUCUGCUACAUCGGCUACGACAUCGAGAUGGAGCAGCGGUUGGCCCUGGAGACGACGGUGCUGGUGGAGUCCUACACACUGCCCGAUGGACGGGUAAUCAAGGUGGGCGGUGAACGAUUCGAGGCGCCCGAGGCCCUCUUCCAGCCGCAUUUAAUCAACGUCGAGGGCCCCGGCAUCGCGGAACUGGCCUUCAACACAAUCCAGGCGGCAGACAUCGACAUUCGGCCCGAGCUCUACAAGCACAUAGUCCUCUCCGGCGGCUCCACCAUGUAUCCGGGUCUGCCCAGCCGGCUGGAAAGGGAGAUCAAACAGCUCUACUUGGAGCGGGUACUCAAGAACGAUACGGAAAAGCUGGCGAAAUUCAAAAUACGUAUUGAGGAUCCGCCGCGGCGCAAGGACAUGGUCUUCAUCGGCGGCGCUGUGCUGGCGGAGGUGACGAAGGACCGCGACGGCUUCUGGAUGUCACAGCAGGAGUACCAGGAGCAGGGCCUCAAGGUGCUGCAGAAGCUGCAGAAGAUCAGUCACUAGAAGCGGCGAGGAUGAGGAGAAGGAGAACGUGGAGGAGGAGGAGGAGACUGGUGAGAAGGAGUGCGAGGACUACUGCGAAAAAGUGGAGUCGAUUGGGCCCCCGAGAAAUAGGAUGAUCAAUUGUAUAAUUUUGUUUUGGCUAGUUUGUAUAAGUUGAAAAUCUUCAGUUUUGCGUGAUGUAUCUGUCUAAAUGUGUGUGUUUUUUUUUGUUGUGUGUGUAUGCCAGCGUUAGUGGGCGUGUCUGUUGAACAGGAUUUAUUUGGCCCACUGUCGUUAGAGCUCCGUACAUCGCAGACAUGCCGAAACUAGAAGCUGCUCGUUGAUUCCACCCCCGUACAAUAAAUUGUAAUAUUUCUUUGCUGCUGCGAGAUCAGCGCUAAAAGUAUGUAACUCGGUUCGAUCGACUAAAUUAACUUUUGUGUAACUCGGCAUUAGUAUGGUUAUUUGAUAAUGAUUAAGCCUAAUCCCCCCUUGUUUUGCUAAAUAUACAUAUACAUAUAUAUUUAUAUAUAUAUAUUAAUUUCCUGCGCCUGGAGUGUAUCGAUAUUUUUGUAGACGCAAAAUGUUUCAUUUCGAGCGAGUAUUUCACAUUAAGUAUUAACUAGGCCAAGUCUGCAAGUGGCAGCGAUUGAAAAUCGUGAAAGAGAAAGAAAGGAGGAAAGAAGGAGAGGAAUAGGGCAAGAAGAAAGCUGCACGGCACAGAAGGAGAAAGAGCGAUGGGCGGUGGGAUGGAUGGUCGUCCUGCUGCCAUCGCCAACUAAAUACACUGAUUAACCGGUUAGCCUUUCCCCACCUUGAUUUAAUUUAAGCAUUUCUGGCCUAUCUCCAAUCUCCGAUCCAGCUAGAUAAAGAUACGCCAGCACGUCUGCCACAAGUUCAUGCAUUUAAUAAGUUGCCCGAUAAUCGAAAACAAUAAUAAUACAACCAGCUGAAAGUGUUUAUUUUGACUUAAUUCCCCUGCCUGCCUUUUAUAGUUAGUUGCAAUUCGAUGAUUGUUGGGGCAAAGCGGACGGGACGCUACACAUGCGAAACUAUCGGCAUAUGUAUAACAUAUAUAUGAUCCAUUUAUAUAUAUUUAUAUGUAUAAUGAGUGUGGAAUGCCAAUUAUAUAAGUAAAUGCAAUAAACAUAAUUAUGUAUGUAUGAUGUAUACUGUAGUCUAAAGCUAAAUCGUAUCGUAUAUGACUUGGUUUUUUUUUACCAACUAAAAACGAAACAAGAAUCACAAUAAAAACAAACGAAAACAAUCCAA